Molecule: messenger RNA, 1152 nt
Organism: Plasmodium knowlesi strain H
Lineage: Eukaryota; Apicomplexa; Aconoidasida; Haemosporida; Plasmodiidae
Product: conserved protein, unknown function
Exons: 4
Coding region: 1-1152 (383 amino acids)
Source: RefSeq, a predicted model, not a curated record
AUGUUGAAAGGUCUUUGUGGGGGACGCAGCUCCCCCCCAGUGGAGGGUACCCACGAGGGAGGCAAGAAGCACUACAGAUAUGAAUCUUUAUGGAGGGAACAAAACAAGGGCGAUCACAUUAUGGAACUAUGCCUUUUGGAAAGAGUUCAUGCUGAUUGGCUAAGUGGCGAAUUAGGGAGAAGCUACUCUGAUGAGAUGGUUGCUGAUGAGAAGAGCUAUAGGAAGGGGGUUACCUCUGGGGAGGAUAACCAAACGACAGUAGAAUAUUAUACGUAUGAACUGAGGAAAGAACAAACGAAGGCGAUCAUAUUCAGCGCGAACAGGUGUUUUAAAUUAUUUAACGAUGGGGUGUUUCUGCUAAAGGUGGCAUGUCAUUGUCAGCUGGGUACAGACACGGAAUUGUUAAAUGUUCACCGUGGGAGAGUUUACAGAGUGGUUUUUAUUUGGCUGAUCUGCUUGUAUAUCACUUCCCAUUUUACUUUUCACCUUCGAAAGUAUUUUAUUGUGAAUGUUAUUCCGCAAGACCAUCACGACUUGUUUAGUCUCUUUAAAGUAUUUAAGAAGGUUAUAUGUUUUCAGAGGGAAGAAAUAUCCAUUUUGUGUUUCUAUAGCAGGAUGGAAAAGACCUAUAUUUUUAUUAAUAAAUUUCUGGAGGAUAUUCCACAAUUUUUUUUAUAUCUUUUGUGUUUCUGGAUGAAUGGGGGAGAUUACGUAUUGGUUUUCCUUCCUUGUGUAUGUUAUUGGGUUUUCUAUGUUGUGAUGACUGUGUUUUAUCACGGGCCGAGCUGUCCCCUAGUUGGGGUGAUGAUGCGUUUGUUUGUUUCGGCUUCCUUGGCGGAAGACGCCUUCAUCGAGUUCGACGCAGCGCCAACGAAUAAGUUUUUCUCUCUCUACGUUGCGACAGUUUUUUCUGUAUGGUCCCUUGUCGCCUUGGCGACGGUGCCCCUCGUGGGUACCCCUUGGAUUACACUUAUCUACGUUCAAUUCCUAGCCUUCUUGCUUCUCUCGAUGGCCUUCCUCUUUUCCUUCUUGUAUUUCCACUUUGGUGCGAAGCAAAAACUUUACUUAAACCCUUACUACUGCCUAAGGAGUGAUGUUGAGUGGCAGAAUGGCAACCAAGGUGGCACUGUUGCAGUGUCAGGAGCUGAGUGA